AUGCCUGCAGGAGCCUGGAUUAUGAAUAAGCUUUAUACCUUGGGAAAUGGAUUUUACGACAUGACCAUGACCAAGCAAUCGGAUCGUGUAAAAUAUAAAUACGAAAAGAAGAUGAAACAAGUUGAAAAGUUUGUUAGUGAAGAUGGUGCCAUCAAAUCUCACUCGAUCGAUCAAAAGAAAGUGAUCAUCACCUUCGACAAUUCUCGUUUGACUUUGCGUUGUAUUGACAAUAUUGUUUGGAAGGUUUCAUUCAUGCCAAAAGAGUCGGUUGAAUAUCCAUCACUAGUAGUUUCCGAUGAUGCUCUUAAUUUUGUAAAUAUUAUUGUUGAUGAGGAGAAUGAAGAUUUUAUUACAUUCAAACCAGCUGACAGUGCAUUGACCAAACUCAAACUCAACAAGAAGAAUCUUUCCAUUGAUAUCCUGACACAAUUUACCAAUGACCAAUAUACUACUGCUUUCAGUAAUAUCAAGGUUGCAACCAGACCAAAGGAUGAACAAGCAACUAAUAUUUCCUUUGGAUAUAAUGUUUCAACUGUAAAGAGUGUUUCAAAUGAUUGGUUUGGUCUGGGAGAAAAGUCCAACUCUGUCAAGAAGAAUGGUAAAAAAUACUUGUUCUGGAAUUGGGAUUCAUUUGCUUAUCAGAGUGAAACUGAUCCACUUUAUCAAAGCAUUCCUUUCGGUAUUGUCUCAUCUAAAUUUGAAAUUGAUCAAGGAAAAACAGAGAGAAGAUUUAAUGGUAUCUUUAUUGACAAUUAUGGUAUGCAACAAUGGGAUUUAACUUCAGAAGAACAUUUUUCCGCCAAUCUUGAAAGCUUCCCAUGUAAUGUUUACUUUAUGGCUAAUAAUGCCAAGACACCAUUCAAUAUUUCAAAGACCUAUGAACAAUUGACUGGUGCCAAUCCAAUGGUUCCAUUGUGGGUUUUAGGUUAUCAUCAAUGUAGAUGGUCCUACUAUCCAGAUACUCAAGUCAAGGAAAUUGCUCAAGAAUUCCUCGAUCGUGACAUUCCUUGUGAUGUCAUUUAUUUGGACAUUGAUUAUAUGGAUGGUUAUAGAGAUUUUACAUGGAGUAAGACUGAUUUCCCAAAUCCAAGAGAAUUACUUAAAUGGCUUCACGAAAGAAAAUUCAAAGUGGUCACAAUUUUAGACCCAGGUGUCAAGGUUGAUUCCAAUUAUGAUGUCUACAAGACUGGGGUUGAAGGAAAUCAUUUCUGUGCCUAUCCUAACGGUAAACUCUAUGAAGGUGUUGUUUGGCCUGGUGCUACUCACAUGCCUUCCUAUACUUCUGAACCAGUUAGAAAGUGGUGGGCUGAUUGGUAUAAGGGACUCAUUGAAGAUGGUGUUGAUGGUUUCUGGAAUGACAUGAACUGUCCAUCAGUUAAAGUCAAUCCAAUAGAAGCUGGUACCAUGGAUGACAAUGUUUUACAAGUUAUGGAUGCACCUUAUCCAAGUCCACAAAUGCACAAGGAUAUUCACAACUUUUAUGGUAGUUCCAUGGCUAUUGCAAGUAGAGAGGGUAUUGAAAAAUUCCAAAGACCACUCAAUAGAAGAUCAUUCCUCUUUGCCCGUGCUUGUUUUGCAGGUAUUCAAAAACAUGCUGGAUCUUGGAGUGGUGACAAUAUGUCUACAUUUGAACAUUUAGCAAUUUCUUUGAGAUUAUUAAUGGGACAAUCAAUUUGUGGUCAACUCAUGGUUGGUGCUGAUAUUGGUGGAUUCAGAUGGAAUUGUUUCCCUGAAUUGUAUGCACGUUGGAUUGCAUUUGGUUCCAUCUUUUAUCCUUAUUGUAGAUCUCACACUGACAAGUUCACUAUUCAACAAGAACCAUGGUCUUUUGGUGAACAAGUCGAAGCCAUCUCAAAGAAGUUUAUCAAACUCAGAUAUCAAUUAAUGCCAUACUUGUACACAGCCUCUGUUCUCCACAGUAAGAGAUCAAUGCCAAUGAUUAGACCACUAUUCUAUGAUUUCUCAAGCGAUGAAGAAUGUUACAAUCAAGAAUGGUUAGAUACACAAGGUAUGAUUGGUAAUGCUCUUAUGGUGGCUCCAAUCUUACAUGAAAAACAAACUUCCAGAAAGGUCUACUUGCCUAAACUUGAAGAAGAAAAGUGGUACGACUUUUUCAAUCCAGCCAAUUCAUAUGAAGGUGGACAAGUUAUCACUGUUGAAGCUCCUUUGGAUCAUUUACCAGUUUUUGUUAAGGGAGGUUCAGUCAUUCCAAUGAGACAAACUCAUGCUCAAUCAGUUUAUGAUUUACAUUUGGUUGACUUGACUUUCAAAUCUUUCGGAAGUAUUGUUACCUCACAACAAAACUACCUCUACUUGGAUGAUGGUAUCAGUUUGGAUUAUGAAAAUGGAUUGUAUGGUUUCUACCAAAUUGAAGAUGCUAAUGGUACCCUCAAAUUAUUGGAAGGUAAUGGUUUCCCAACACGCUUGGAGAUUGGAAAGGACUUUGAAAAUCUUGAACAGUUCACUGCCAAAUUCUAUUAAACAAAUAUAUUCAAUCCAAUAAUUAUUAUUAGUGAGAGAAGAAUAAAAACUCUUUAUAAAUUUAGAUAUUGCUCCUAA
Molecule: messenger RNA, 2559 nt
Organism: Naegleria gruberi
Lineage: Eukaryota; Heterolobosea; Eutetramitea; Acrasida; Naegleriidae
Product: glycoside hydrolase
Exons: 3
Coding region: 1-2481 (826 amino acids)
Biological process (GO): carbohydrate metabolic process
Molecular function (GO): carbohydrate binding; hydrolase activity, hydrolyzing O-glycosyl compounds
Source: RefSeq, a predicted model, not a curated record